This is a messenger RNA of Entelurus aequoreus (snake pipefish), 5394 nucleotides long. RefSeq names its product pleckstrin homology domain containing, family M (with RUN domain) member 2 (gene plekhm2). Gene Ontology annotation, cellular component: endosome membrane. The record is from RefSeq and is a predicted model, not a curated record. The transcript is spliced from 20 exons. Gene Ontology annotation, molecular function: kinesin binding. NCBI's taxonomy places the organism in Eukaryota, Metazoa, Chordata, Actinopteri, Syngnathiformes, Syngnathidae. Gene Ontology annotation, biological process: lysosome localization; Golgi organization; regulation of protein localization. Bases 559 to 3621 code for a protein of 1020 amino acids.
ACCUCUAUCGAUUUACGCAACUGGUAGCUUUUUAUAGAGGAAGCUGCAAAAUUCGACAGAACGCGGCUCUCACAAGAUGUCGACUUCCUGUUUCCUGUGAGUGACGUAUGUAUUGACUGGAGAGCCGUGCUGUAUUAAAAGUUAGCGCUAGUUAGCUGCCAGUCACUUCAAUGUUUUUUAAGGCGAAAAAGAUACUUAAAUGAAUUAUAAAUAAGAAGUGAUGUGAAGUCUCAUUAACCGAAAUCUUGACCUCGGGGAGAGAACUAUUUCGGCUAAUUGUUAUUGUUGGUUGCCGGUUGUCUAAACGUCAAGUGGCUAAUGCUGUAAAUAUCGUAGUGUUAUAGUGUAAGUGUAAUAUUGUAUAUACGUUCUGGUUGUACGGCAGUAAAUGUAAUAGUCUGCGAAACAACAACAUUGUCAUUCAGUUUAUUACUUGGGUUGUCGCAAAUGUUUAGUCCAAGCGGUAGCUAGCUAAGCUAAGCUAAGCUAAGGCGCCGUUAGCUUGAGUCGAGCGAGCUGGGGUCAGCUGACAGGCGUCAGUGAGCGUCAACGGCAGUGAUGGAUCAACUCAAAGUCAAGGACCGAAUUCUGGAAAAUAUCUCUCUAUCCGUCAAGAAGUUGCAGAGUUACUUUGCAGCAUGCGAAGAUGAGACUCCAGCCAUCAGAAAUCAUGAUCGUGUUCUACAGCGGCUGUGCGAGCAUCUUGAUCACGCUCUCUUGUAUGGGCUUCAGGAUAUUUCCUCGGGCUACUGGGUUCUAGUUCUUCACUUCACGAGGAGCGAGGCUGUCCGUCAGAUUGAUGAGCUUCAGCACAUAGCCACAAACCUCGGUCGAAGUCGGGCCUGGUUAUACCUGGCAUUGAGUGAGAGCUCUUUAGAGAGCUACCUGCGUCUUUUCCAAGAGAACCAAGGACUGCUACAGAAGUAUUACUUCAAAAAUGCUUUGGUGUGCAGUCAUGACCACCUCACACUCUUCCUCACACUGGUGGCAGGGUUGGAGUUCAUUCGAUUUGAUCUGGAGCUGGAUGUGCCCUAUUUGGACGUGGCCCCUUACAUGCCAGACUACUACAAACCACACAACUUGUUGGACUUUGAGGAAAGGCUGCCCAGUUCGGACAGUUUAUCCCUGCACUCCUUCACCUCCCUGACUUCCACCAACCUGGAGUGGGAUGACAGUGCCAUCGCUCCCUCUAGUGAAGAUUAUGAUUUCGGUGACAUCUUCCCCGUGUUGCAGGCAAUGCCAAGUGCAGACUGGGAAGAAGGCGACCUCACCGACCAGGCGAGCUGCCCAAGGUCCAGUGGCUCCGAUCCCCUGACCGUCAUCAGUGACUCUGUGGUCUUAACGGCCGGCACUGUUAAGGUGAAGGGGGGCGCUCACCUAUCUCCACACAGUCCCACAUUUAGACACAACCCCUUCAAUGAGGACUCGGACGCCUACACCUCCGCUGACAUGACGCCGGUUCAUGUAUCUCGCUGUCACGUCACCACUGCUGGAGAUGAUAGUGAGAGAACCAACAACGAGCUGGAAGUCAUUCGAAUGGCAAGAAGAAGGAGAUCGGGCAAGAAACGACGUGGGAAGAGCUCCACAGAUUCCAUCAGCAGCAUCCACAACUCUUUAUCAUCUGAGCACAUAGAAAUGGACAAUGCCUUCCACAGCUCAGAGGAUGUAGAUUAUUUGAACUGCACUGUAAUCAACAUUGACUGUGAAACGGAAGCAAGGAGGAGCAGGGCCGGAACAGAGGUGGUGGAGGAACAUGACGAGGACAGUGUGGAAGCCCUGCUCAGGCUUCCUGAGAUGACCGACACCUCCAUGGAUAGUGUUGGCCAGCCCCUCCGCGAUGUCAUGGACAGACUUAAUGGUGUUAUGGAUGGAGAAGAGGUCUGGGACCACCCCAAGUAUGAGACAGAGAAACAAGGAGGUGAAAGGGGACCAGAGCCUCCUGCUCAGCAGCCCUUUCGAGAGGAUUCUGGGGGCGAGCCUCCUGACCCAGCCUCAGGAGAGCGUUGCCCUGACGCUGUUGCCACAAGCUCAAUCCUGCAGGCCUCUUCAGCAACUCAAGACUUACUCUGCCCUACCCCCAACAGUGCAGGCUCUGCUCCCACAGGUAGUGGCUACCAUGACGCUACAGAGCAAAGCCAGUCACAGACUCUAUCAGGUGGCCAUGAAGAUCAAGGAGAGGCAACAGCGCCAGCAGGACAGGAAUCCGACCUGAAGAAACAGGGUGAAAAUAGUACGGAAAAUUGUAAAAUGACUUCUGAUGAUACAGAAGUAGGAGAGGAGAAGAAUAGUCCUCCAGAAAUCUCUCAUCCGGCAGAGUUUAAGGUGGACAACAACCACUUACUACUCCUCAUGAUCCAUGUAUUCAGAGAAAAUGAGGAGAAGCUGUUUAGGAUGGUGAGGAUGAGUACAGGCCAUAUGGAGGGAGACCUGCAGCCUCUUUACCUGCUGCUGACUGACUGUUACAUCUACCUGCUUAGGAAAGGUGCUGCAGAGAAGCCUUACACUGUGGAAGAGGCUGUUUCAUACAAUGAGCUCGACUACCUUUCAGUCGGACUUGAUCAACAGACAGUGACCAUAGUUUGCACUAAUCGAAGAAGGAAGUUCCUGUUGGACACAGCUGAUGCCUCUUUGACUUUAUGGUUCUUGUCGGUUCUAAAGACAGCCAUGGUGAAAGGUUGUCGUGAGCCUCCAUACCCCUCCAUCCUGACUGAUGCUACCAUGGAAAAACUUGCUCUCACCAAGUUUAUCUCCCAAGAAUCUCACUGUGAGGUUCCUGAAGUUUUCAUACAUUUGUAUUCACUGGUCCACUGGGAGGAUCCCAUGGAUGUGGCCCUGUCUCCCCAAGGUGACGCUCCAAACCAAAAAUUACCUUCCAGCACAAAGGAAGGGGUGGUGCAGUACAGGGCGGGAUCCACAUACCUGGGCAAGGAACUGUGGAGAAGCUGCUACCUCGUCCUCAGCAAUGGCGUACUGUACCUCUAUGCAGAAAGAACCGAUGGGACGCCUGUGCUCUCAGUUACUAUGGGUGGAGAAUACUGCGGAGGCUGCCGUCGCUCUCACAGCACAGAGCGUCCUCAUGCGUUCCAAGUCAUCCUGACAGAGCGCCCCCCCCUGGAACUCAGUGCCAACAACGAACAGGACAUGGCCGACUGGAUGCAGCUGCUCUGCCAGUCUGUCUCUAAAGGAGUCAUCCCUCAGGGUGUGGCCCCCACCCCAUGUAUCCCAUGUUGCCUGGUAGUGACGGACAGUAAGCUGCUGACGUGCCAUCAAGACUGCCAGACCAGCUUCUUCCGCUCGCUGGGCAGCGCCGACAUCUGUGAUAUCAUGGCCGUCAGCGUGGAGGCCGCCAUGGAGUACUGCGUCAUUGAGUUUGUCGCAGACCGAGACCACUUCCUCCCGCCGUGGGUCUUGUACUUCAGUGGAUGUGAGGAGCGGGAUCGGCUACUGCAGGUGUUGGACACCGCAUGGAGAAGCAUAUUCGAGGUGGCCCUUCCCCACAGAGAGGUGACGGAGCCGUCAGUGCAGAAGCGCUGCAGUGAAGCUCUUGCUUUGAUGAAGAGCGCCUGGCAGCGUGCAGACAGUUUGGCCCGAGGCCGAGCGCAGCGUGAGCCGUGGUGCUGACACACACACGCACACGAUUGUCAGUGAUACCACCCUGACAUGAGUUCAGAAUAGGUGAAGGACAGUACCGGCUGAAAUACUAAAGAUAAAGACCACAGAGGAACCCAUGGUGGAUCCUUGGUUCCAUUGAUGGAACCUUUCUUGUCUGUAGCAGCACAAGAAAGUGUUGCUGUUAUUACCUAAUGGAUGGAAUGAACUUGUUAAUGAGUUUGCAUCUACGAAAGUGAACGCAGUAUUGUAAAUGACUUCAUCGUGACACACAAUUGUCUGGCAUAGGUGCUUGCUGCACAGAAAAGUCACAUCCAUUUCCAUUCUUCCUGUGCGUAUUAUACUCUUGUUGACUGUAGUCACACAUCCCCACUCAACUGUAUAGCGCUGCAUAUUUACCCAUGAUAACUUAACGGCUGCAGAGACACCUCUGUAUGCAUCACACUUGCACUGUUACACAUUUUUUUCAUGCAUCUGGCUUUUUAACCACCAUGUUUUGUUGUCGUUCUUGAGAUGAGAGCAACACACUCGCCUUUUUCUCUCACUUGUGAACGCUUGCACAUUGUUUUGACUAACGGUACGACAGACUUGUAUUUGUACUGUAGUGUCGGCUACCAUCACAUGUGGUGUGUGUCCUUAAUGCAGCUGUCAUUGUGAGGCUCAGUGUAGACAUUAGGAUUCCUUUGCAGCGACAAUGUUGCCUUUGUGUGACAGCCUUGGCUAAACAGGAUGUUGAAAUGAAGCACUAUUUUUUUGUAAUAUUUAGUAGUUGCCUUACACUGCACAAUUCACAGAAACCUCUAAACAGUCACUGAGGUUAUUUUUUGUAUAGUUUUUGUCUUUAUGUUGUUGGUCAUUAGAAAAAAACAUUAAUUCUCAACAGGCAGAAAGCCAACCCAACACACGCACAUUAAGCACAUUAAUUUCACUUAUAUUUAUCUAAGUCCUGUCAUGUCAAGUGCUUUAAAUCGUUCCAAGUGCCACUUGAUAGCCCUUUUACAAAAAAUGCUAAUCUCAGGUGAAAGCGGUACUCAACAUCCUUUAUUCACCAUUUCCCCCCCCCCUUUUUUAAUUUGCUGCUGUUUUAUAAGUCUCUUUUUAUUUCCAUAGACAUUGUAUUUGCAAUGGAGUAUAGAAGAGGGAUUUUGUGUAUUAACCCCAGAAGGGAAAAGCGAUAGAAAAUGAAUGAAUGAAAGAAGACAUGCAAGGUUAGUGUCUACAUAAGGUAUUCAUACUCAUUUUAAAUAACUUAUUAUAAUUCAUGUCAGCAAAAAAUGUGCAUUUCUCCAGCAGGUUGCCUGAAGUUUUAUUUAAAGAAACAUGAGUUGAGAUUGCUAUGAGGUCAGAUGUUUUUAGACUGUGAUAUAUUAAAAAAAAAAAAAGUUAAGUAAAUAUAAUACAGAUAGAUGCAGGUUGGACUUACUUGAAAGAUUUUUUCCAAGUUUAAGUAGAGUGUAGAAUGUGCUCAGAUGUCAAGUCGAUGAAGUCAGUGUUGUAUGCGACACAUUGCUGGCCAAUGAUUAGUGACAUCAUUUCCGUGAUCCUCUGGAAAAAAAAAAGAAGAAAAAAAGCGCCUUUUGAUUCCUCUUUUUAUUGAAAAUAUCCUUCAAGUAAAAGGUGUAUCAUGUUUUAUGGGGUUGUAAAUAGAGCAAACAGAACAAAGAUGUGCAUGUCUAGAGGUUUUUAUACUGUUUAUUGUGGUGAUGAUUGGGGGGGAGUAACCUUUUGAAAGAAAAGGCGGAACAGAAUAAAGUACAGAAAAAUGCACAAAACAACAAUUGUGUG